Messenger RNA from Ostrea edulis (European flat oyster), 16421 nucleotides. RefSeq lists its product as uncharacterized. The record is from RefSeq and is a predicted model, not a curated record. NCBI's taxonomy places the organism in Eukaryota, Metazoa, Mollusca, Bivalvia, Ostreida, Ostreidae. The transcript has 9 exons. The coding region runs from base 8364 to 13679 and encodes 1771 amino acids.
UUCAUGAUGUUUUGAUUCAACUGAAUCAAUAUAUUUAUCAAUAACCUGUGAGAUGUCGUCUACAUAAUAUUGGUAUAACUGACUAAUGCCCAAUACAUUUAAGAUAAUCCUUAAUGUAGAAAAUAAAGGUCCUGAAAUUGACCCCUGAAGAACACCUUAAUAUAUUCUUCUUCUUUUUUCAGGAAAACACCUCAUCUCAAACUAAUCCAUUCGUUACAAUCUGAAAGAUAUUAUUUAUGUCGUUUAAAACUAUUUUGAUAAAUUCCAAAAGACCAAUUUUUGUGUAGAAUAACUUCAUGGUUGACUGUAUCAAAGGCCUUACACACGUCAAUAAAUAAAGCUUGUGCAAGUUUUUCAUCGUCCAUGGUUUUCAUGAAUUUAUCAUGACAUAAUAAUACAGUCAUCAGUUGAUAGUGUUCCUGGGAUAAGUCAGUUGAUAAUGUUACUGGGAUAAGUCAGUUGAUAAUGUUACUGGGAUAAGUCAGUUGAUAAUGUUACUGGGAUAAGUCAGUUGAUACUGUUACUGGGAUAAGUCAGUUGAUAAUGUUACUGGGAUAAGUCAGUUGAUACUGUUCCUGGGAUAAGUCAGUUGAUAUUGUUACUGGGAUAAGUCAGUUGAUAAUGUUACUGGGAUAAGUCAGUUGAUAAUGUUACUAGGAUAAGUCAGUUGAUAAUGUUACUGGGAUAAGUCAGUUGCUACUGUUACUGGGAUAAGUCAGUUGAUACUGUUCCUGGGAUAAGUCAGUUGAUAAUGUUACUGGGAUAAGUCAGUUGAUAAUGUUCCUGGGAUAAGUCAGUUGAUAAUGUUACUGGGAUAAGUCAGUUGAUAGUGUUACUGGGAUAAGUCAGUUGAUACUGUUACUGGGAUAAGUCAGUUGAUACUGUUCCUGGGAUAAGUCAGUUGAUACUGUUACUGGGAUAAGUCAGUUGAUAAUGUUACUGGGAUAAGUCAGUUGAUACUGUUACUGGGAUAAGUCAGUUGAUACUGUUCCUGGGAUAAGUCAGUUGAUAAUGUUACUGGGAUAAGUCAGUUGAUACUGUUACUGGGAUAAGUCAGUUGAUACUGUUACUGGGAUAAGUCAGUUGAUAAUGUUACUGGGAUAAGUCAGUUGAUAAUGUUACUGGGAUAAGUCAGUUGAUAAUGUUACUGGGAUAAGUCAGUUGAUAAUGUUACUGGGAUAAGUCAGUUGAUAAUGUUACUGGGAUAAGUCAGUUGAUAAUGUUACUGGGAUAAGUCAGUUGAUAAUGUUACUGGGAUAAGUCAGUUGAUAAUGUUACUGGGAUAAGUCAGUUGAUAAUGUUACUGGGAUAAGUCAGUUGAUACUGUUCCUGGGAUAAGUCAGUUGAUAAUGUUCCUGGGAUAAGUCAGUUGAUAAUGUUACUGGGAUAAGUCAGUUGAUAUUGUUACUGGGAUAAGUCAGUUGAUAAUGUUACUGGAAUAAGUCAGUUGAUACUUACUGGGAUAAGUCAGUUGGUUGGUAGUUUGUUUUACGUCACUUUGGAAACUUUCACUCAUAUUGAGACUUUACCAGCUGUAGAUGAAACACCACAAAUUUAGACCCAUGCUUACGCCUUACGACCGUAGCAGUGAGGGUUCCUUAACGUGCCAAUGUCUGCCGUGACACGGGACCUCCGCUUUUAAGGUCAUAUCCGAAAGGCCCGUUACUGGGAUAAUUUAGUGAUCAGUUAAUAAAGUCACUAGGAUAAAUCAGGGAUCGGUUAGUAAAGUUAUUAGGAUAAUUAAGUGAGCAGUUAAUAAAGUUACUGGCAUAAUUCAGUGAUAAGUUAAUAAAAGUACUAGGAUAAUUUAGUUAUUUGUAAAGUUACUGGUAUAAGUUAUCCGUUAAUAAAGUUACUUGGAUAAUUCAAUGAUCAGAUAAUCAAGUUGCUAGGAUAAUUUAUUGAUCAGUUAAUAAAGGUACUGGGAUAAUUUAGUGAUCAGUUAAUAAAGGUACUGGGAUAAUUUAGUGAUCAGUUAAUAAAGGUACUGGGAUAAUUUAGUGAUCAGUUAAUAAAGGUACUGGGAUAAUUUAGUGAUCAGUUAAUAAAGUCACUAGGAAUCUUAUAGUGAUUAGUUAAUAAAGUUACUGAGAUAAUUCUGUGAUCAGUAAAGUUACUGGCCUAACGUUGGAAUCAGUUAAUUAAACUGCUGGGGUAACCUAGAUUUUCAAAUCUUCCCUGGGGAAAGGGGUUUUCAAGACAACGAAUGCUUUGGAAGUUUGCCAUUAAAACAACGUUUUAUACAAAUAUAUACGAUAAAACAUCGGAUGUGUUGAUCUCGAACGCUACUGAAGUCAGGAAAGAUAAGUAUCUAGUUUCAUUGAAUACUUGCUGCGUGCAGCGACAUGAAACUUCUCAAACUUUAAAUUUUCGGAAAACCCCUUUACUAAAAAUAGAACAGGACGCCUACGGGAAUUCUUGUGACAAUCCAAAGUAAACACUCGAAUAAAUAGUUUGUGUGUAAUCUACCGAAUUCAAAUCGCGGCAUUAUCUUGCAUGGUUUGCUGCCUCACGGAGUGGUCGUCUGUGUGUGUACAAUAAUUACAUGUACAAUAUAUGAACUAUUAAAAAUACUUUUUAGUUCACGUGAUUUUUGUUUGUAAUACAUGAACUUUGAGCGCAGUGGUGGAUCUAAAGGGGGGUUACAGGGGUUACAGUUCCUCCUUUGGAUGAAAGUUUUUAACAAAUUGCUCUUUAGAGGGAAAAGGUACCAAACGUGGUUCACACCUUGUUUGAAUUUUUCUGGAUCAACCCCCGGAGAGACCAGUCCUCUAUACACGUACUUCUCUGAUAAGAAGAAAACCCUUAUGCUUAUCAUUAUUGAUACCAGAUUUGAAUUGUUUAACAAAUAUUUGGCCUACAGACCCUUAAUGAUAUUCAUACUCAUUUUCACUUCGGGCAGUUAUUUCACUCUCCUUCGUUGAGAAUUAGGGUAUGCAUGCAUCCGUAAAAUAAAAGUCGGGUCGUAUAAUGAGAUGUACUCCUUUGAUCAUAGAAGUCUAUUUUUGACUCUUUUUUUUUUACACAUGCGUAGGGCCUAUAUCUCUAUCCGUGUGGGGUGUAUUGUAAACAGAGGUGGUUUGAAGUUUUACGAACUUGUGUUCCAAUUCCAUUGUAUAUUUAUCUCACGAAAAGAUAUGUUCAAAUCGAAUCUUAAUUUUUUAGGUUUCAUUUUUAAAAAACAACCACUCAAAUAUUGUAGACGAGUAGAAAAUGUGUCAAAGUAAUUUCUUGCUAUUCAUCAGAUUUUUUUGUAGCACUAACACACAAGGAUCCCCAUGUAGUUGGAUUUAAGUUUGCACCACGACCUCCAAGGUCAGGGUAGGUUUAUUUCCCGUCCAGAUUUUGAGACGUCGACAGCUUUACAAAUUCAGACCUAUGCUUAGCACUCAGGGCCGUAGCAGUGUGGGUUCUUUAACGUGCCAACGCCUGUCGCGUCCCUUUUCACUUUACAUUACUAUACAGAUGAACCGUUAUUGAUAAUAUUAAGAGUGAUCUCCAUUUUAUGAAUCAUGUGACACCUUGCUACGUCAUACAACGUGCGCUUAAAUAUAGAUUAUCACGCUGUGAAACAAUAUAAUGGUAUUGAUUGUUUUAGAUUCCUUUGAGACUUUUUCACUCAUAUUGUGACGUUACCAGCUGUGGGUGGAGUACCACAAAUUUAUACCAAUGCUUAGCGCUCAGGGCUGUAACAGAGCGGGUUCUUUAUCGUGCCUAUGCCUGUUGCGACACGGGACCUCCGUUUUUAAGGUCAUAUCCGAAAGACCCAUGAUUCUAACUUUUAUAUGCCGAGAGCAAUCACUAUCUAUGUUUACGUCUUAGGUUUUACGCGGCCAUAGCACGAGCGGGUCUCGAACUCACGACGUUCUGGUUACAAACUGGUUAUGAAACACUCUGGAUUUGAUCUAAAGUGGCAGAAAAUGAUAUUUUCCCAGGUAGGGUGAGGUGUUUUCCUCCCUUUUUGACCAGUUUUCCUCUGAUUUCUGAGGAAUUCAGUCACAUCCCUGAUACUAGAAAACAGAUUAUCAUUCACUUCUAUCUCAACAUUAGUUAUUAACCCAGGUAAUCUGACCUUGAAAGUUAAGGUAAAGGACACUAAUCUAUACGUCAUUACAUAAGAAAAUGAAAAUACAGUUGUAUAGUAGGCACAUUAACAUACGGUGUAAUGUUGACGUUAUAAAAUUUAAAGUAUCGUACGUACAUCAAUGAAACACGGCCCUUGACUACAUCAAAAUGCUGAAAAUUCGCUAACAAGUCCUGAAAUAGAGGAAAAGCAGUAUGGAAAUUUUAUAAAAGUCAAACUUUGUCUAUAAGUAUGAUAUAAUGUUGCUCUAGUAGUUUUUACUUGAUACAUAAUUUAUUCCAUUCAAGUAAAGGAUGGUAAAUGAACAUUGGCUGUUAAUUGCAAGUAAAAAUUAUGCAUUUUUCAACAUUUUCAUUACUUGUAAGUGUAAAUCAAUUUCAGUAGAUCAAUUAUUUAAAAAUGUGUUGUUUUAAGUAAUUGGUAGAUAUUGACAAGGUAUUUCAUUGUUCAUUAUACGGUACAUUGCAUAUUCAAUGUAUAAGCUUUACCAACAGUAAAUGUGCAUUUGAGUAUAGGACAUGAAUCUUAAACAGCAUUCCGUAGAUUUAUAGGUCCAAUAUUUAUUUUCAUCUGCGUCACUGCCAUCGUCUCAUUGACGCACGACUGCAUCAGUCACUGUCAUCAAAGACAUAGUUGCUCCAAUCACGUGCUCCAAUCACGUGCUCCGACCAAAAUGCUGUCUAUAUGCCACAAAAUGGCUGAAACACGACUGCACAUUCCAAACACCCUAGCUCCACAUCUACACAAGAAUGCCACAGCUUUAUACAAACCUCAUUAUACUUAAUGAAAAAGUAAAACUAACGAUCAGUCAUCAAUCUCAUAAUUCCUAUCAAGAAUACGAAUUCAAGAGUACGGCGAACACGGAUUCCUUGAUAACCCAGAGGUAGGACCAGGUUUCUAGAAGGAUUAAGCAUCCCCUUUGACCGUUCACAUCCAUUAUUUUAAGUGCACUUCUUUGAAGAGAUAUAUCAACGUUGUGUUUAAUACGGAACAACUCAUGAAAUUAAAUGAAUGACUCUUUUUAAUGUGUUCUUCAAUAUAACUUGCUCAUGUUCUCAGUUGGUAUGUACCAGUAGUGAGAGUUUUUCUAACUGAUCUUAAUCAUUUGUAGUGAAAUUAUUGGGGCCAAUUUCUGAAGCUUCUUUACAAGGAACUUUUGUCUGUUCUUCGCAGUUUACUGCUGAGGCAUCGUCGUCGCGUCUUUCCUUAAGCAGGUGUUCAACCCUGGGAAAUAUUUGUUGCUUAAGGCAAUUCCACCCCUAUAGAAUUAAAGGUUCAAUUUUAUAUUUGAUUUUUCAAAUGAUAUAUUUUAGUAACAAAUAAAAGUGAUAAAAUAAGUAUGAUACAGUAUUAAUAAAUUUUUAUCAAUUAGCACGCAUAUAUCUGUUGUCAACGUCAGAAAAUUUCAGUUUUCCUUCUACAGCAUUUUCAAAAUUUAACCAACAAAAAAAAAAAAAAAAGAGGUUAAAAUGAUAUAGUAGUAUUCAUAACAUUUUCAUGAAACUGUUUCUUUAAAACUAUACAAAAUGUUUGUGAAAAAUAAAGGAAAUCUAACGUAUAAUGGAUUUGAUAAAGAAUUUAAUGAAAACAGUUAUUCCCCUUGGAUUCAAUAUUUUGAAACAUGUAAUUGAUUAUUAAAAUAUAACUUAGACUUUUGAAAUAUUCUAUGGUUAACAAGAUUUUUUAAAAUAACUAUUGAAAAAGACUCCAACAAAAUUUAUGUUCCUUUCUUGCAUGAAUCAUUGACUUUGCGAAAUCUUAUGACGUCACAAGAGGGUGGAACUACGUUAAGGCACAUACAAUUUUUACAUAAUCGCAAAAUGUGACUAAGAUAUUUCCACCUAUGAUUUGAAGAUCCCGCUAUUCAAUUAAUCUACGAAGUCAUAUAAGUUAUCGUAUGUUAUAUGAGAUGGAUCCUAAGCGUACGUGGUCAUGAUAUUUGAUAAUAUGGUAACUUUUAUGCUUUCAAGCCAUCAACUAUCUGUAAGCAUGCAGUACAGUACCAGUAUGACCAACCUGAAGGAACUUUAUGAUCUUAUUUUAAUGAAAUUUGUAUUAUCAUCCCAAUCCUUUUACAUAAGCCCAUCAACUUGUAUAUGUAGAAAAUAUAAAUAGUGGAGUUGGGAAAAUAAAAAGAAAGACAGGAAAACAGACAGAGAAAGAAAACGAAAUUUGUUAUUUUAAAGAGUUAAAUCAAACUUACUUUUUAAAAUUAAUAUUCUCAUCUUUUGUGGACAACUGCUUUUGGGGUUUUUUUGACACGAAUUUUGGCAUUUCUGCUUGAAUUUUGAUAUCUUCAAGAAAACGAACGGCAUCUCGAAACCCUCUGCCCACUACAUAAUGUCCUCAACUGUAAAUCCAGUUUUUGAUGUCCUCCAUAUUAAUCUUGAUUAUGUGAGUCAAAAUUGAUGCAUCAUUGUUUCUGAGAUCAGUAAGGACAGUUAUAAAAGUCAUUGCCUAUAAAAUAGGCGUUCCCUUAUGUAGACUAGAUAAUCUCGGAUGAAGAUGAACUUUUUUCGAUAUAAAUGCAUGAUGAAAGGUGAAGAUAAGAACAGUGAUCAAUCUCAUAACUUCUGUAAGCAAUACAAGAGAGAGAGUUGGGCAAACAUGGACUGUUGAGAACCAAUAUUGCUUCCUUUCCUGAUGAUCCAAAACGUGAGACAGCUAAAGGAGGAGUUUGGGCUUCCAAUACCUCUUCACGGAUCACGUGAUGAAAACUGGACCAAAAUUUUCAUCCAACUUUGACACACCGACUUCUCUCUGCAGACUUAAUUUUGUCAGGUUGAAUAAAGUUGCCAGAAAUCUGUUAGAGAGUCCCGAGUCCAACUAGUAAAGAAAAAUUGCCAACGUUGUUCUGACAUUUCUGGAUGGGUAUUUUUUAUAUAAUGAUGUAUUGUCUCAUAAGUUUUCCUUCGUCAGGCCACUCAAAGACAUUUAGUCCUCAGUGGUAAGGUUUCCUUUGUUGUGAAAAUCAAGUUGGUAGUUUUUAUUUACUUGACAAGUGAAAGAGCGAGAUAACAAACAACCCCACAAAGAAUACAACAAUAAGCUAAUCUUAGUGACAAACGCGGACCCCUACACGCACCAGUAACUUAACUGGAUGCGCCCAAGGGGAGUAAGCCUAGCGCCCACAGCCCAACCAAACAACCCUAAAUUAAGAACACAUCUUUAUUUAUACUGUUGGUGAAUAUUAGAAUUGAGCUUAGAUAUGCAGAACGGGAUUUUUUUUUUUUUGGAUGUCAUUGCCCUUUAAGAAAUGCUCAGGUGACCGAUAAGGCCUGUGGGCCUCUUGUUGCUAUUAGUGGCGCGCUAUGAACAGUGGGAGAAUUUUUUUUAAAUAGCCAGUUUAUGGAGCUACAAUACCAAAUGUAUGGAACCAUGUCCAAUUCUAAUAUAUAGAUCUAGUUCUCCUAGUUUUUUAAAUCUAACAUGUUUAUACCCAGGAUUCUGGUACUUAAUUGUGGUCACAAUACUACUAAGAAACAUUUACUUUCAUUUUACAUAUGUUUAGGAGCCAUAAUGGGGGUUUGUGAAUCAAGUACUUUGCAUACUUCUUCCUAUUUAUAAACGUCUGCCAAUGAUCACGAAAGGUUGGACAUAUGUAAAAGUAUAAGAUAUUCAUUCCGCCAUUAAAUUUUCUAUAACCCUUUCAUUUCUUACUUUAACAUGAAUAGAGCAAUAAAUCCCAACCAUUGUUUGUUGUAUAUACUGUUGAGCGUCAUUAAAAAUAUUCAGAGCAUAUAUACAUUAAAAACCGGAAAAAAACCUUAUAAGAUCAAAAAAAUAUAUCGUUAUCAUUUUUAUGCAGCUCUAGUCGUGAAAUACUAAAUAUUCAACUCUUAGUAUAGUUUGGUCCCCCGGAUAUAGAUUCGGAUCGGGACACUCAGGAUUUCUGGAUCCGCGCAUGAUUAAUACGCAGUUGCCGUAAUAUAAGUUCGUAAAACUAUCCUUUCAUAUAGACCUUUUGAGAUUUUGUGAUAGCUGGGCGCAGCUAGCACAUGCAAAACUUACGUGAGACAAUCUAUUCUUUAAAAUUCCGGUGUGUUGUAUUACAAAAUCUUAAAGGUCUUUAAAAAUACAUUGACUUCAGUCCCUCAAGCGAGACGGGGUUCUUCUGUAUUACCUGGUUCUUCGUUCAGAAAAUCGGUGAAAUGACAUAGUUUUAACUCGUAAUGUUCAGUGGAUAAUGCUGUCCUAAAACCAGCCCUCCAUAGAAAGUCACCUUGAACUGAAAAUCUAUCGAGGAUUUCUGCAUUGGGUGUCACAUGCUCCCUGCAUAAUGGAGACGUGCACGGCCACUAAGAGCACUAGCCAGUGUUGGUUAUACAAGAAAAAGUCUGAUACACACAGGAAAAGUUCAUUCUUAGAAAGAGGGGUAGAGGUAAACCCAUCCACUCCCGUAACAUGUCGCCAUCCUUUUUACUACAAUAUUAAUAAACACCAGGCAUUACAGAAGCGCAUUUAUUGGGUGGAAUCCACCUACAUUUCAUCACCCAUACAGAAUUCUACGUCUUCGAUAAAAAUUAAGUUUAAGUCGUGUUGUAAUGGUCAAUAUAACAUGGAGCCAAAGAAACGGAGUCGCAAAUCAGGAGUUAAGAAUACUAGUAAACAGUGUUCCAAUACGAACACCGAGGGGACUGAAGUCAUGGAACCAUUCAUUGACAAAUUUUCCCUCAUCAAAGCAAGAAGACAUAAAUCAGAGCAGAUUUAUGAUAGGAAAAAGAUGUUCAAAGCAAAGAAUCCAUUUAAAGAAAAAGAAAAAUUGCCAAUUUCAGAGACUGUAGAAUCUGUUGUUAGUGAAGGACACGUAAGACAGGAAGGAAAAGAUUCAACUGCAGAGAUGGAUAAUGAACAUUUGACAAUUAAUCUGAAGCGUGUCGGUAUAAAUAUCAACGAAGAUAGAAUUGAAGACAAAUUAUUGGAUAGUGGUCUUUCCCAUUUCUUUAAGAAAAGGCCAAACAUAUCACUAGAGCGAAUAAAUCGGAAAGAUCUUAAAGCUCUUAGUGAAGAUGGAUUCAUUAAAACUGAAAAUUGUGAUCAAACAAAUAAAGAGAACAAACCGGACGAGACAGAGGAUUGCCAGUGGAAAACUGCAUCUACAAAAAGUAUGAUGAUUACAGCGGAACACCUUAGCAAGCUUAAGUCCAAGCUGAAGAAAGUUUCAUACAAGAGGGUCAAGGAAAAAAUUCGAUCCAGCAACAACAAAUCUGCAAAAGACCAUGUGCCGAAUGAAAAGACACUGUUUCGGGACGAAGCUCCAAAUAUCCUGGAUGACAAUCAGAUUAUAACAACCUUAGAUUCCCCAGAAAGUCCCCAGCCCCCAAUUUUGAUCCCUGAAUUGAAUCUUUGUGAAGAUGAUGUUAACAGUUUCGACGGAGACACCCCAUUUGUUUAUCUGGAAACGAAACCAGAUGUAGAAGAAUUAAAGAGACAAAUACAUUUCGAAUCAUCUGAAAAUUCUUUGAAUGAGAAAAGUUUAAACGAGAAAACAGAUGACACUGUGGAAAACAGCAUAGCAAGGAGCGAUUGUCAACAAUUGGAAGUUUUCGUUUGCAAACAGUCGCUAGAAGAUAGUUCCAGAGACGAAAUUGACAGUAUAGACAAAUUAGACUUCAUGCUUGCAAGACAAAUGCAAAAUGAAAAUAAUCAAUCAGAUGAGUAUAGUGAAGACAUUAAUUCCGGUAGCGAGUCAAUUUGUAUGUCAGAGACAAAUUCUCCGUCACAAGUACAAAAAAUACCCAUUUUUGAAAAUCAAGUGCCAACAGCUUCAUCCACAUGUUCAAUAGAUCAUUGUAGUACCACAUCUAAAGAAACCACCAUUGAUCAUUCCAUUUCUCAUCCGCUCAAAGACAGAAGUUCACCAUCAGACUCUAUUCAUAAUCGCGAAGUUAUUCCCAUCGAAACCGCUGCAGAAGUGCAAACCAUAGAUACAGAAAAUGGUUUGACUAGAAUGAGUUGUGAAACGCUGAGUAUUAGUCAUGGAGACAGCAAUAAUGCGGAUUCAUCCCCGAAAGAUACUACAGAAGUUGUAGAUACUGCCCCCCUCAGUACAGAGCCAAAUGCUGUAUUCCCUCAUAGAAAUAAUGCAUCAGAGUUUUCGCAUUCCAUCCCUUCACUUGCAAAUGGAAGUCCAGCAUAUACUGAAGUAGCAGGAAGGUUUGUUGCGAAAGAGCCAAAUGAAGCUGCCUGUGUGAACGGGUACGAUAGUGAUGCAACGUUAGUAUAUGAUGAAGACGAUGAUGCACGUGACGUGACCAUGGGCGACAAGCUCGUGAAAAAUAAUCGUCUCAACCAAAAGUUUUCCAUUUUUUCUCAAUCACAUUCAAAGUUAAAAAUUCGAGAUUCUGUUGAAGUUAAAAGUCUAAAGAAAACUGUUUUCAAAAAAGUGAAUUCGCGAAAAACAUGUGAUAAACCUUUGAAAGCGAAAAGCGUUUCGUCAGAAGAAAGAACAGUUAUUUCAGACAAAAGAUUGAAAGUUAAGACAAAAUGCCCCCGACGUAAGAGGCACACGGUGAAUAAAGAAAGCAAUAGCGAAGAUUUGACACUCAUCAUAUCAUCUGGCAAGAAGAAAAAGAAGAAAGCAAAUAAGAAUUUAAAUGGUGUCAUAAAAUUGCAUGACGUUUUCCACUUUGAAGACAGCAAUGAAGGAGAGAAAAUGGAUAGUAAAAAGGUUUUGCCAUCAAAAAAUAAUGGCAAACAUUUCCUGAACGAAAGACCAGAAAGAAACAAUGGAAUGAAAAAUAAAAAGGUACCCCAAUCAAGACAUAAAGCAAAGACUAGAAAAAGCCGAAGACGGAUGAAAAACAAAGCUUGUUCGGUUUUAGACAGUAUGGAUGAGGAUGAUCUUCCGAAAAUUCUUCCUCCCAAACGACGGCGUAAUGCUAAAAACAAUGCUGCGAUGAAGACGACAGCCGCAGUAGUCUCAAAUGAUAUGGAAAGAUUAAUGCAGGAGUUUCCACGACACAAUUGGUUGGAAAACAAAUACAAAUCAGAGGACAGCACACGGGUUCGCCCCGACGAAAUCAAACCUUCACAAGAACUGUAUGAAUAUUCAUUAGAUGACGAGAAGAUGGAGUGUACUGAGCGAACAGAAGAGGAGCAUUCAGUAGGUGACGUGAAUUAUUCUGUGGUUAACACGCACGGUGAACAACCAGGAUACAACCAACAAAAUACUCUCACCCCCGGGGCGCCUACAGUUACAUCAGAUAAAGCUGACUCCAGCGACGACCCGGACCGAGACAGGCUUCAGAUCGUCACGGACUUGGUUCAGGAUGACCAACAGGUGGAAGUCAUGAUUCCUUGCGCACUACCUACAACAGUCUCGGAAGACACAUCCCUGAAUCCUGAAAUCAAUCAGGACCAGGAAUCCAAUGCAGAAAUUGACACAAGUGAGGCCAGAGAAGAGUCUGUCCCGCCAAUAGUGUCACCCGUGGAGGUAACGGAUAACACACGAGCGAAUUCCAACUCCCUCCCUCCUGUACCACAGCUAAUCAAAGUACCCGAGAGCAGUCAGAAUGCAUUACCGACACACGAUAUGGUAGGGUCAUCCAAUCCAGAAAGCUGUGAAACUGUAACAGGAAAUCAGACAAUCGGUGAAAAUAUGUGCACACCAAUAAUGACUUGUGACAGUGCAACAACAACGUCUUGUUCUUCUCCAAUUUCAACUGUAACAGUCACGUCGAACAAACGAUGCAUUCCUUCCACGAGGACACCAGAAGAACAUCAAAUUAACACUAAAAAGCGGAGGUUGUUAAGCUCUGAUGAGAGUGAUAAUAGACAGAGAUUGUAUGGUGAAGCAUUCGUAUCAGACCCUGUUCGUGAGAAAAGUUCAAAUUCGCAAUGCCCGGACGUGGAUAUCAAUAACUUGAAAAAAAUAAUAACAGCAAAGGUGAAGUCCGACAUUAAUAAUCAGUUACAACGGACAUUGAAAGAAUUUCGGGAACUAGACCAGUUGGUCUCCGAGAAAGCGCGUGAGGCGGAAUCUUUGAGGCAACUGCGUGAGCAAAAGCUUAGAGACCUUCACAUAAUUCAACAAAACAAUUCAGAGGCAGAAAUUAAGCGGAUCCUGAAUGAAAAAUUAAGUAGCGUUGAGAAACAAGCAGAGCUGAAGUCAGAUAUGAGCAGUCCUCCUCCUGCACAUCAACGUCCAAAGCAAAAUAUCAGGGAGCUCUUGGAUAAAAUGGAUCAAUCUCAUUCCCAGACCCCCAUCGAUUGUUCCACAUUUAGUGCAUUUAGUGCUCGUAAAACACCAUUGCACUCUCCAAAUACCAGUGUCGAUGGGAAAAUCUCCGCCAAUUCUCACAGCCAUACACAAGUGGCACCUGGUAGAAUCGAUGUUUCAGAGACAGGAAUCAUUCCAGCUCAUGCUCUUCCUCUACAUGAAGCUGAGCAGAAUUGUGCCAUAAGGGCGUCUUCAGCGCCAGCUUUAUGUAAUAACAAAAAUAGCUUUAAUAGACAGGUAUCUUCCUCCGAAAACCGGCAAACAAUAUCGAAUAGAACUCACUCCGUUUCCUCAACUCUUAGAUCGGUUAAUAAUGUAAAAUCAAGUACAAGUUCAAUUAAGCAAAACGAUGCUUACAUUGAUCUUUCACAUGGCAGUAAAGACUCUGAAAUAGAAAUUCAAAGAGAGCUUAGUAGGGCUUUGGCUGCUAAACGACAGAAACACGAUCCCAAUGUGAAGCCGGAUACAUACAAGAACAAAGAGGGUCAAGUAAAUCGGAUACAUCAUCAAAACGGAGAACCCUGUGCAACAAGACAAAAUAUACAACCACCUAAUGCGCAGUCGAUCAAAAACGCAAAGUCAAAAGAUCCCAGAGGGUUUGUUCAGUAUUCUCAGAAUCCAUACCCCCAGCAAAUAGUGCGACCUGUUUCGUAUGCGAGCAUGGUUAAUCCUCCGAAUUUAGCGAUGGACCGGGCUGCCGCGCCUCAUCAGAGUAAUGCAGGGAUGAUGCGUCCACAUGCCAUUCGAUUGCUUGGAGCAACUGCGUUAGGAAAUGUGCAUCAACCAAUUGAUGGAAGACAAGCGUAUACAUACGCGUCAAACAUUCCUUUAAAUACAUUCCAGAAUACCGGGUCUAUCCAACAUGGUACACCCGUCAGGCCAAUGCAAGGUAUUACUAGUCCAACACAGCCACAUGUUCGACCCUCAAUGGCCAACGGAGUGCAGGCUUUGGAAAACGGUCAGCUCUUGCGCCAUAUUCCCAUUACGGCUGCGCGAACCAUUGCCGAUCCCCAGAAAGCCCCAUAUGUGCAGCAGGCCACAAUUUCAUCCAUGGGUCAACCAAUUAUCCGCCCCCAGGGCCAUUUACGCCCUAUAGUACCAGUGAAUUCAACAAGGUCCCAAGCAACAGAUUCGGCUAUCGGCCAUAGCAUGAGAAGAAUGCCCAAUAACACAACAGUAAAUGUUAUCCCAUCCCAACAACAACAACAGCCUAACAUUCACACGAAUAUGAACGGGAAGUGCAUCGUGUGCUCUAAAUUUGCUUUGUAUCUUUGUUCCAAUUGUCAACAGUACUGGUACUGUUCUCCACAGUGUCAAUUGAAACACUGGGUGACCCAUCAACACCACUGCAAGACUUCCUCACAUGUUUCCUAGCAAUGAAUAUGGAAUCACAUUGUAUUGUACGCAGCAGCAAGCAGAAAUUACAGCUAUGGACACGUAUCUCUAUCAAUGUGACUUCUGGUGAUUCAUUGUACGAAACCUAAUUCAUUUUCACAACUCUUAAAAGAGUAUUCCAAUAAUGGCAAAGGGGCACAUGAUGAUUGUGGUUCGUCGUUCACCACGAUUUCUCUUGAUUGAUUCUCUUCCCAGAUUCGUUUGUGUUCUAUGAAUGUUUAUACCACUUUGAUAUUUGCUCAAUUGUAUACAAAUUUUGUAAUUCGAUUAAUAUGUUAAUGAUUUCGUAAAAUCCUAUUCCAUUGGUACCGUUUCAUUUUAGAUUUUAGUUCUAUUUUUGGUUUAUCGUAACAAAUAACAUUAACCGUCUACAUAAUUUGUACAUAACGUUUAGUGGUAUGUUGUUUGGCAUUUUUGAUAUGUUUUGAAACUCUGUUUAUUGGGCAUUAUGAAAAUUGUGUUCUCAACUUUUGACUAUCCAUUGCAGCUUCGGAGCUUCUAUUGUACAUAUUUUAUUUUUUAAUUUUAUGACAAUAUUCUUUUCAUAUUAUUUGUUCAUCAUUUCCUUAACGCAAUGGAAUGAUAUAGGCCUCAGUGAUUAAAAUUAGUCUCACUAUAAACAUCGUAUUUUCAUCUACUCUACAAGCAACUUACGGAUGGAUUCUUCUCAUAUUUACUUGAUAUGUUGAUAUUUCUUAUGCAACAAAUAGGCACAGAAAAGUGAAUGUCUCUGUUCUUGUUUUUGUGCCAAGGUCAUUUCAAAGUCACACUAUUUUCAUUGCAAAUGACCUUGAAAUUCCAAUAGAGCAGAUAUGAAUUGUAUAUACAUAAUUUACUUGUGAUUAAUUUCCAAUUUUUUCUUAAUUUGGAGCAUACUCACUGUGCAUGAAAAUGAUUAUGUCUGUUAUUAAUAACACUGGUAAACUCGAUGAGAUAUAAGGCAACCCGAAUUUCCUUUGAUAAUUCUGGGUGAGUUAUUUCUGUCCUACCUCUACUACUUAGAUAUUUUUAGAAGUUUUGUUUGAUAAUAUUGUUAUAAUAAGACAAAUUAUGACAUAAAAUUAAUUAGGGGAUCAGAUCAUGUAAGAAAAAGAAAAUGUUGGGGUUUUUUUUCAUCUUUACUUCAAAAUAUUUCAGGAGUUAUUUAAACAUAUAAAUUAGCGGAUUAGGGAUAAAACUGAUACUUUACUACCCCUAUUAAUUCACCGAAAAAUAUAGUCACAUUAAUCCAAGUUCAUUUGACCCAUUCAUCCCUGUUAUAGCGUUAAAUGUUGCGACUGUAAAUAUCGUCUAAUUUGCCUUCAUGAGGAAAAGAAACCAUCUUUAAACACUUUAAUCAUGUGACAUCAAAAUAAGGGGACACUUGAUUUUUUUUUGCAUGAUCGUAUAUCUUGAGGUAUAAUAUUCCAUUCUUCGAUCUACUUUUUCAUUCUAACACCAACUCUCUGGGGUGAAUCCAUUCAGUCUGAACGCCAUGACUGCAGGCCAUGACAGUCGGUGCUUCCAAUGGUUGACUACAAAUUGAGGGCACCUGUCUCUGUUUUCACAUUUAUUGAUAAUCACAAAAAUAUCUAUCUUUCCGGAAAAAAAUAGUUUGCAGACUAACAGAUUAUCUCAAAUUUACUACUAAUAAAAAGUUUCGAUAUUUCCGUACAUUAUAUAUGUGUAGAUUGAAUAAUUUUCUCACUUUUACGAAUAAUCAAAAAGGUUUCUAUAUUUCCGAAUAUGGUUCGUUGACUAACAUAUUUUCUCGCAUUUACUAGUUUCGAUACUUUUAGACACAAAGAGUUUGCAUACUAACAAAUUUUUAGCAUAAAAAUGGUAUAUUUUAUUGUUUAUUCAUGUAGAAGAGAAAACUUAUUUACAUGUACAUUCCAGGUUUAAUUUUUGUAAAAGGGAAAUAACUGGAAUUUACCUGUUUGUGAAUUAUUGAAUAUCAAGGAACUCCUAAAUCCUUUUAAUAAAAUCAGGGCGUUUUCUGUCCUGGAUUUUAAUGAAAACCCCACAACCUCAGCUGGGUGUAACUACAAAUACAAAUGUGUAUCAGCUGAGUGUAACUUAAAAUACCAAAGUGUAUCACUUUAAAUUAGCAAAAAAUUCAGUACUUAAUUCUUUAAACGAGUUUCAGUAUAUCUCUUGAUAGUUUAAACACACGUGAACAAUUUACACUGGGGGUUAUUUUUGCUUUUCAAUCUCCAUGAAAAAGAGUUUGAUUGUUUCAGCAUUGCAAGUGUGAUGUGAUUUUCUUGAAAAUGCUUGUAAUAUUAAAUUCAAAGUUAAGAUCAUACACCUAAUCCUGACGGUGUUUUGAAUGUAAAGAAUGAGGGAAGCAAUAUUUCCCCCUAAACAUGGAGCUAUUGAUAAAAAUGUAUUACCAUAUUGAGUGUGAAGAUGUCAUUUACGUUCUAAACUAUUUCAUAUUGAAUUCUGUUCGAUAUAAAAUUGAUUCACAAUCAUGUUCAAACAAUUCAUUGUGAUGUAACUCUAUACGCAAUCAAUAUAUAAAUUCUUCCCCAAGUGCCAUUUCUAUUGAAAUCCGUCGUCAUGACGACGUUAAUCAAGGUUCUCCUAUAAUCAGUACAUGUUUUGGUAUUUCCCCAUGUGUAUAGUCCCUGUAUGAACAGUAAUAUUUGAUUUUUGUUACAUGUUUGACAACGAUAUUUUUUAAUAAUAAAAGAUGUGAUUUUGAUAUUUGAUCCUGAAUAAAAUAUUUGAAAAUGA